GCCGGUGCUGCGCCGGGCGGUGGAGUCAGAGCCCGGGAGCGGGAGCACGAGCUGCAACAUCAGCACCGGCGGCGGCGGCAGCAGCACCUGCACCAGCUCCCGGGCCCCGCGCUGCGCUCUCCGCCCUGCCGCGCCCGGGGCCGCCGCCCCGCGCUCUCUAUGGAUGUCAAAGCGGCCCCCAACGGGGUGGCCACCAUCGAGGACCGGAUCCUGCGGAUCACCGGCUACUAUGGCUAUUACCCGGGUUACUCCAGCCAGAAAAGUACCUCCAGAUCAUCAGUUACUCGAUGUAAACCAGGAGCCAACUGCCCCAGUUCACACAGUGGCAUCAGUAGGCAACUGUCCCCUCUUUCUGUCACCGAAGAUUCUUCUGCUCCUAUUCUUGAACUUCAGAGCCGAGGAUCUUCUGGAGUUUGCGGACAUAGAGUCGAAAGGCAGAACAGAUCAGGGGAUGAUGGAACACAGACUCAUCCUGAGAACAGCAGCCAAGAAAACAGAAUCAAGGCUCGCUGCCGGUCAUGCACGUCCAUGGUUCUGAAGGCCGUCUGGGGACUUUUGAUCAUCUUGUCAGUCUCAUCGUCUUGGGUUGGAACCACACAGAUUGUAAAAAUUACUUACAAGAACUUCUACUGUCCAUUUUUCAUGACUUGGUUUUCAACAAACUGGAACAUUAUGUUUUUCCCAGUCUACUAUUCUGGUCAUCUGGCCACUGCUCAAGAAAAGCAGUCUCCAAUGAAAAAAUUCAGGGAAUGCAGUCGGAUUUUUGGUGAAGAUGGUCUGACAUUGAAGCUCUUCCUUAAAAGAACUGCUCCCUUUUCUAUUCUAUGGACUUUGACUAAUUACCUGUAUUUACUGGCUUUAAAGAAGUUGACAGCCACGGAUGUCUCUGCUCUGUUCUGUUGUAACAAAGCCUUUGUCUUCUUGCUGUCGUGGAUCGUGCUGAAAGACAGGUUCAUGGGAGUGAGGAUAGUUGCCGCAAUAAUGGCCAUUACCGGCAUCGUCAUGAUGGCAUAUGCAGAUAAUUUCCACACUGAUUCGAUCAUAGGAGUGGCCUUUGCAGUGGGUUCAGCCUCUACGUCUGCAUUAUACAAGGUUUUGUUUAAGAUGUUUCUCGGAAGUGCCAACUUUGGUGAAGCGGCACACUUUGUCUCCACGUUGGGUUUCUUCAAUUUAAUCUUCAUCUCUUUCACCCCGGUCGUCCUGUAUUUCACCAAGGUGGAACACUGGUCCUCAUUUGCAGCUCUGCCGUGGGGCUAUCUCUGUGGGAUGGCCGGGCUGUGGCUGGCCUUCAACAUCCUGGUGAAUGUCGGCGUGGUGCUGACAUACCCAAUCCUGAUCUCCAUUGGGACAGUGCUCAGCGUUCCUGGAAAUGCAGCUGUGGAUCUCCUGAAGCAGGAGGUGAUAUUCAGUGUUGUCCGCCUGGCUGCUACGAUCAUCAUCUGCAUUGGGUUUCUGCUGAUGCUCUUGCCAGAGGAGUGGGAUGAAAUUACCCUCAGAUUCAUCAAUAGCCUGAAGGAAAAGAAGAGCGAGGAGCAUGUGGACGACAUUACUGAUUCCAAUGUACAUCUGCGGAGCAGAAGCAGGGCCAAUGGGACAGUGUCUAUACCACUGGCUUAACGAGGGACCCGUUUUGAAUGCACGUGUAUGUAUAUUCUGUGAAUAUAAUAAAAUUUUCUCACUACCGGUACACUCAAAUGACAAUAUUAACUCUGAAUUUGGGUAAGUCAUACGGGAAACAAUGCCACUGAUAAAAGUUUACAUUUAUAUGCUUAUCAAGGAACUGGUGUAAAUGAUCAUAAUAAAAAUUUUUUAUGAAAACAUA
This is a messenger RNA of Herpailurus yagouaroundi (jaguarundi), 1822 nucleotides long. RefSeq names its product solute carrier family 35 member F4 (gene SLC35F4). Gene Ontology annotation, cellular component: membrane. Lineage: Eukaryota; Metazoa; Chordata; Mammalia; Carnivora; Felidae. The transcript is spliced from 8 exons. Bases 160 to 1617 code for a protein of 485 amino acids. The record is from RefSeq and is a predicted model, not a curated record.